AAGCUCUGACUCAAGCGAUUUGAGCCUGAGCCUCCGCGGGUUCAGCCUCCGCCAUGGGCCCGCCUACGCUUCUGCUUGGCGACAAAGCCCGCGCCGGACGGCACCUCGUGACCUUCCCGGGCCUCCAGGCCGGCGGCAGCGCUGUGAGCUGCGCGGAGUCGGAGUUCGUGACGGAGCCGCUUCAGGUGUGCCUGGCCGAGGACGGCGCAGUGCAGUUGGAAGACGGAUGUUUCCUGCAGGUCGCGAAGCAGCUCGCAUUCCGCGGGAACUCGGCGCACUUUGAUAAGACUACCGCCCGAGGCAAUUUGAUCAGCCUUAGCCCCACUCGGUGGAAGCUCAAUGAAGAUUUCUCCUUGUCGCCCGUGGCAAAUCUCGAUUUGGUAUUAGUGUAUGAAGGAGGCAUUGAUCCGGUUGAGGAAUGUCGAGCCACACUUGAGCGCAUUUGCCCAAAGCUUCCAGAACCUUGGAAGAGUUGUUCCGUUGAGGACUUCGAGAUGCAAAAUGCCAGUGGGGGAGGCGGCACGACAUUUUUGCUUAAGGGUAAGGGUGAGAUGCCUUCCUUGUGCAUCAAAAUGCAGAAGAGGGUGGGCAUGGGCGAAGAUGAUGCGGACGUUCAGAGAUUGGAAGCCGCUCAGAGGCUUCUGGCAUCCAAAGGCUUGGCCCCCAAGCGGCUAAUGAGUGACUGGGAGCUCUGGGCGGAAGCUUGGGCACCUCAAGGUGCAGUAGGAGACGCCGACUCCAGAAAGUGGGGUGAAGUCAGCAAUAACCCGGAGAUCGUCGACAAGUGCGGCAGGCUGUUGGCCAAGAUUCACAGCAUCCCGCCGACAUGGUAUGAAGAGCACAGUGCCGUGAGGAAGAAGCAAUUCCCAUUGCUCAAGGAUGUGCCAGCGUCGUCAAAGCUUUGGAGCAGCCUCAGCUUCAACAACAAUAUCAACACGUACGGCCGAGAAGCAGAUAUGGCAUUGGGUGAAGAGGCUCUGAAGAUGUACUUGGAAGCCGGUCCACACCCCGUGUCAGAGGCUGGAUCUCGCACAGUGACUGUGCAUGGGGACUUUCUUCCAUCCAACAUUCUGUCCGGAGAGGACGGGUUGCAGGUGAUUGAUCUUGAGAUGUGCUCUUCCGGGCCAGCCGUGGCAGACUUUUCGUAUGCCUUUUCAUUUUGGGUUCCGUCCAAGAUGCGCCCUGUCUUCGUUCGAGCAUAUCUAGAAGAGAUGAAUGGCACACAAGAAGUUUCCGACGAGGCCGUGUUUGCGUUACAGCUGGAUGCGGAGCGCUGCAUGCCGGUUCAUGGCUACCCUAUCCUGUGCUUGAUUCGAGGCAUGCAAACCAUGCAAGGCUAUCCGGGUGCUGUGAGGCACAGCCUCACAUUGCAUGCCAAGAGCGAAAACACUGCUCUCACCAUGUGUGAAGCCUACAGAGACCUUGCUGAGUUGGCAGACAAGGCACUGGAGGACCGAGAACUGGCGCAGGAGAUCAUUGACCAAGGCUUUGAAGCAGUGGCCCGGCGAGUGGUUUGGAACCACGGGCGUGCGCCCAUCCACUAUAAUGCUCCGUGGCCGGGGGACUACACUGGCGAGCUUACCUGGACUGCCGGCAUCAUUAUGGGCCUGCUCUAUACCUUUGGAGUCUUGAAAUGAGACCGCUGCCCGCUGCCCCGUGAGUUGUUUCAAGAUAGGGGACCCCAAGAAUUAAUGGGUGUUCCUCUUCGUUCACCAAGGGAGGCAACCAAGUGAGGCAACCAAGAAACGGUAAGUCCUCGCGCAGUCACUCCCUAUCCAAUUCGAUACUUGCUUGGCCUUUGCCAACCAUCAGACAGGCCACGGAUGACAAGGAUAGCUCAGAUGUCAUCGGCUUUCUUGAAUACAGACAGUGGUCAGGCACUCAAGUUGUGCUUGCAAUAUACUUCCAUUUGCUUAAGAAUAUUGUUUACUGUCCA
Messenger RNA from Effrenium voratum, 1936 nucleotides. The record is from the annotation of a GenBank genome assembly. Lineage: Eukaryota; Dinophyceae; Suessiales; Symbiodiniaceae.